Monopterus albus (swamp eel) is the source of this 2417-nucleotide messenger RNA. RefSeq names its product synaptotagmin IXb (gene syt9b). Gene Ontology annotation, cellular component: plasma membrane; exocytic vesicle; dense core granule. The coding region runs from base 389 to 1987 and encodes 532 amino acids. NCBI's taxonomy places the organism in Eukaryota, Metazoa, Chordata, Actinopteri, Synbranchiformes, Synbranchidae. The record is from RefSeq and is a predicted model, not a curated record. Gene Ontology annotation, biological process: calcium-ion regulated exocytosis. Gene Ontology annotation, molecular function: phosphatidylserine binding; calcium ion binding; calcium-dependent phospholipid binding. The transcript has 9 exons.
GGGCGUCGAUGGAGGCAGAACUUCCUGUCUGUCUCUCUGCAUCCCAGUGCAUUGAGAAAUAACUGAAAGCGAGCAUUCAUUCAAAUACCUUGACUGGCGUUGCUGAAGCUUUGAGGCUCAGUGGUGAUUCAGCUGCAAAGCGGAACCACGGACAGGAAAGGGGAAAGAAACAAAGAAAGGAAAGAAGAAAAGGAAAGACAGAGUGACAGACAGGGGACGUCAAUGUAUUUCGCGAAUGCGUCGAGCGCACUGAACCUAUCCAGGGGUGUAGCCGCGGUACUUCUCGUGCGCCUUCGCGCAGAGGGUGUGUGUGGCUGAGCGAGUGUGUACGAGAGGUGGUGUAAGAUCAGCCGGUGUGGCCGACCAGUCAGAACGAUGCUGGAGGGCAAUGUCUGCAGACAGAGAAGAUGAGAUUUGUCGAAAGGCGCUCGAGCUGCUCUCCGACCUGUGCUCCAAGGGGGAGGUGCAGGACGACAACUGCCUGGAUUUCAUUUACUACUUCAGGGAUCUGGCCAGACCGCGUUACACGGACUCAGAUGUAUCGGUGAGCCUGCUGUCCUUGCUUGUAACCACCUGUGGUCUGGCUCUCUUCAGUGUCUCUCUCUUUGUCUCGUGGAAGCUGUGCUGGGUGCCACUAAGUGGUCGUUUCCUUCCAGAUGUCCUCAAGGGGGCGCACUUCCUGGGAGGAGACCAACAGCCUGUCCUCACUGAGGUGGAUGGGGAGGAAAGGGAGUACAGUGAAGACAGCUGUGUGAAGGAGCCUUCAGGACCACCCAUGACUGUGGCUGUCCCAGAGUCAGCCCUAAAGAUAAGUCAUACAUCACCUGACAUCCCACUGGAGACCCAGGCCAAGGUGGAGAAAAACCAGGCCCACACUUUGGCCAGGGACAAAGUUCAGAGACAAAUCACUGAGCCUACCUCAUCUGUACGGCACAACUCAAUCCGACGUCAGAUGAAUUUGUCCAAUCCGGACUUCAACCCUGCUCAGUUUCAGCGCCAGGAGUCUCUGUCCGGUUUGGGCCGAAUCAAACCAGAACUCUACAAGCAGCGUUCGGUGGACACUGAUGACAGUCAUCGCACCGACAGCUGUGGACGUCUUCACUUCAUCCUGAAGUUUGACUUUGACCUGGAGCAGCUGAUUGUGAAGAUCCACAAGGCCCAGGACCUUCCUGCUAAGGACUUCUCAGGGACCUCCGAUCCAUAUGUCAAGAUCUAUCUGCUGCCUGACCGCAAAACCAAGCAUCAGACUAAAGUGCAUCGCAAGACCCUCAACCCAGUGUUUGAUGAGGUCUUUCUCUUUCCUGUGGCAUACACUGAGCUGUCAAACCGAAAGCUGCACUUCAGCGUCUACGACUUUGACAGGUUUUCACGCCAUGAUUUAAUAGGCCAAGUGGUGGUGGACAACUUCCUGGAUCUUGCUGACUUUCCGCGGGAGACAAAACUAUGUCGAAACAUACAAUAUGUAACCUCGGACAAUGUGGACCUGGGAGAGCUGAUGUUUUCAUUGUGCUAUCUUCCCACGGCUGGCAGACUUACCAUCACUAUCAUCAAAGCCAGAAAUCUCAAAGCCAUGGACAUCACUGGAGCCUCAGAUCCAUAUGUGAAAGUGUCUCUGAUGUGUGAAGGCCGAAGGCUGAAGAAGAGGAAGACAUCAACCAAGCGUAACACACUGAACCCAGUGUACAAUGAAGCCAUUGUGUUUGAUGUUCCUCCUGAAAACAUUGACCAGAUCAGCCUUCUCAUAGCCGUCAUGGACUAUGAUCGCGUUGGACAUAAUGAAGUGAUUGGGGUGUGCAGGGUGGGUAUUGAGGCCAAGAGUCUGGGGCGAGAUCACUGGAAUGAAAUGCUGAUGUAUCCACGGAAACCCAUAGCACACUGGCACCCACUCAUAGAGGACAAGAUGAAAGAGUGGGUCGGACAGGGAGCAACCGGGAGUGGAAGCCAUGGAGGAUCUACCAAUUCCCUGAAGACACCAACAUCACCAUGACCACACACACACACACCCACACACAAAAGUAGAGCCUUACAUAAAACACACAAUACGAGGUGCGACUAACAAGCGACUACAGUAGUAACAGCAGCUAUAAGCCAUUACUCAAACCUGUGAGUCAUUAGAUUGAACUAGGCUAUACUGUGCUAAGACUGUUGCAAAGGCUAAUCCCCACUUCUUACUUCCUCUUGUUUUCACAACAAAAACUACUUUACAUUCCAACUGAACUACUACUGUUCUUUCAUCAUUUUGAGUUAUUACUGACACUAUUAAGCUUUUUUAGUAAAUUGCUGUUUGUGGACCAAAUUUGAUUUGUUUUUAGGUGAUUGCUUGAAGUUGUAACUGGUGAUUUAGUGUAUGUGAGCUGUCAGCUGUCAAUGAUCCAGUCAGAGUUAAACAGGUGGAGUUACAGAAUUAAAUGACAGUG